ACUCUAAUUUCUCGAGAUUUCGAUCAAAAUUUGAAGAUAUCAAGCAUGAGUGCGCCAGCAAAAAUAAAAAAGUUAGACGAAGUUGUAGUAAAUAGAAUCGCUGCUGGUGAAAUAAUACAAAGACCAGCAAAUGCAUUAAAAGAAUUAAUAGAAAACAGAUUCAAGACAAUGGAACAGGUAUCAGAAAAGAAGAUAUGGAAAUUGUUUGUGAAAGAUUUACAACAAGUAAAUUACAAACAUUUGAAGACCUUCAGGCAAUAACAACUUUUGGAUUUCGUGGUGAAGCUUUAGCAAGUAUUAGUCAUGUAUCACUUUUAACAAUCACAACAAAAACUACAGAUGAAAAAUGUGCUUAUAAAGCAUCAUAUGUUGAUAGUAAACUAAAAGCACCACCUAAAUCAUGUGCUGGCAAUCAAGGUACUACGAUAUUGAUUGAAAAUUUGUUUUAUAAUGUUGCAACAAGAAGAAAGGCUUUGUGCAAUCCAAGCGAAGAAUUUAACAAAAUUUCAGAUGUAGUUACAAAAUAUGCAAUACAUAAUUCUACUGUAGGAUUCACAUUAAAAAAACAUGGUGAAAUUACACCUCAGGUCCGUACACAACAUAAUUCAACUAAAAUGAAUAACAUAAGAAUACUUUAUGGUAAUCCUGUAUUUCGUGAAUUAUUAGAAGUGGAACUUAAAGAUGAUACCUAUAAAUUUAAAAUGCAUGCUUUAAUAACAAAUCCAAAUUACACAAACAAGAAGAUGAUAUUUCUUUUAUUCAUUAAUAACAGAUUAGUAGAAUCUUCUUGUAAGUUUUAUAGUAACAAAAAGAAUUUAUACCCACAAAUGAUCUACAACUAUUUUAUUUCAGCUAUUCGAAAAAUGUUGGAAGAACUUUAUACAUUUUAUCUUCCAAAAAAGAACUAUCCAUGGUGUUAUAUAUCUCUAGAAAUUAAUCCACAAAAUGUUGAUGUUAAUGUACAUCCAACAAAACAUGAAGUUAAAUUUCUUCAUGAAAAUUCUAUUAUUGAAAGAAUGAAACUUGCUUUAGAUGAAAAACUCUCUGGCAAUAGUGGUUCUAAAACAUUUUAUAUACAAGCACGGUUACCAAAAGCAGAUAUUACCAAAGAAGUUUUAAAAGAAGUUUUACCAGAGUAUGAAAAAGAUAAAAGUGACAAAAUGAAAAAAAUUCAUCCUCGAGAAAUGAUCAGGACUGAUUCAUCUGAUCAAAAGUUAGACAAAUUUAAUUUUACUAUUCACACAGCAAUGGAAUAUGCUAAAAAUAAUGAUAUUGAUUUUGAAAAUGAAAAAGUUGAAAAUAUCGAUAAGAAUGAUGAAAAAGACGUAAAUAAAAUACAGUGUUUAACAGAUGUAACUGAUAUAGAAGAAAAAGAUAUAUCGACGCAGAUUAAACCAGUAACAACAGAAAAGUCUAAUACUCCAUGGAGCAAUGUCAUAGAUGAUACAAGUCCUUCUGUGACAAGCUCCGCAGUAUUUGAUGAGUCUAAUUUAAAUUUAUCUAUUCAAAAUAUUAACAAGGAACAGUGUGAAUCCAAUUAUGAGCAAGACAUUUUAGAAAUAAAUGAUAAAAUUGAUAAAAGUGUAGCAGAUGAUUCUAUGAAAGAUGAUUCUAUGAAAGAAAAAUGUAUCGACGUUAUCGCAGAUAAAGCACGUAAACAAGUGUAUAAAUACUUUGGAAAUACAAGCAAACUAGAAAGAAAAAAUACAGAUGAAGAUAAUAUAGAUAAAGAAGAAAAAAAUGUAUUUGAAAAACCCAAUGAAUCGGAAAUUGUUACUGAAGAGACGCCAAGAGAAACUAAUGAAAAUAAAAAUUCGUAUGAAUUCAAAUCCUACUCAAUAAACAAUUUUAGACGAGAAGUCAAACUGACAAGUGUCUUAAAAUUACGUAUAGAAGUAGAAAACGAAUGUCACGAUGGUUUGAAACAUAUUUUAUCAGAAUUAAGUUUCGUUGGCUGUAUAGACCAAUCUUCAGCUUUAAUUCAAAGUGGAGUUAAUUUGUACCUUUGUAAUACACAAAAAUUAGCGAACCACUUCCUUUAUAUGAUAUAGCUAUGUUAGGAUUAGAUACUGAAGAAGCUGGAUGGACAAAGGAAGAUGGAUCAAAACAGGAAUUAGCCACAAAUGUUAAAGAAUUAUUAUUAGAGAAAGCAGACAUGUUAAAAGAAUAUUUUUCCAUUGUUAUAGAUAAAAAAGGAAAUUUAAAAUCUUUACCAGUAUUAUUAGAAAAAUAUUUUCCAUCUAUAAGUGGUCUUCCUCUUUAUAUAUUACGUUUAGCUACCGAAGUAGAAUGGUCGUCAGAGCAACCAUGCUUUCGAACCGUUUGUAGAGAAACAGCAAAAUAUUACAGUCAAAUGAGUUCUACACAUGAUACUCAUGAUUGGAAGUACAUUACAGAACAUGUUUUAUAUGCUGCAAUUAAGGAGAGUUUCCUGCCCCCUAAACAUUUUGCACAUGAUUCAACAAUAUUACAAAUAGCCAAUUUGCCUGACUUGUAUAAAGUUUUUGAAAGAUGUUAGAUAUUUACGACAAAAUUGAUGUAUUAUAAAAACUAAAUAUUAUUUGUUUAAUAAUAAAUUCAGUUAUAUAUAUUAUGAUAAAAAAUCGUAUUUAUUAUAUUGACUGUAAAUUUAUAUUUAUUUUUGCAAAUUUUAUAAUAAAUUUUUUACUGAAUUAAAUAUUACCUUUCUAUAUUAUUUUAAUGGAAUGUAAUAUGGUAUAAUAAAAGAUAUAAUAUUUAAAUACAUACAGAUCUAUUUCUCAAUCAAAGAAACAUGA
Messenger RNA from Heterotrigona itama, 2777 nucleotides. Lineage: Eukaryota; Metazoa; Arthropoda; Insecta; Hymenoptera; Apidae. The record is from the annotation of a GenBank genome assembly.